Triticum aestivum (bread wheat) is the source of this 454-nucleotide messenger RNA. Its product is annotated as putative ripening-related protein 6. Lineage: Eukaryota; Viridiplantae; Streptophyta; Magnoliopsida; Poales; Poaceae. The record is from RefSeq and is a predicted model, not a curated record.
GACAUGAUCGUGGCGCUGUCGACGCGCUGGUACGCGGGCGGACGCCGGUGCGGCAAGAUGAUCAACAUCACCAGCAAGCACAACGGGCGCACCGUGCAGGCCAAGGUGGUGGACGAGUGCGACUCCAACCACGGCUGCAAGACCAACAUCGUGGACACCUCCGAGGCCGUGUGGAAGGCGCUCGGGCUCGACAGCAACAUCGGCGAGGUGCCGGUGACAUGGUCCGACGCCUGAGGCCAUAUCCGCCGGCCAUGGGUUCCAGGUUGCUCGAAGCCAGUCACGUACGGUGUGCGUGGAAAAGGUCUCUAGCUGCUUCCUGGACCUGGGUACGUAGUACGUAUGUAUACGUUUGAAGUGCGAGUGUCGUUGUCAACCUCGACGGGUAGGGAGCUUGUCGAGUAGUCACCUCUUAUAUAACCGAAUAAAACUACCUCUGUGGGGUAGUGCGGGCCUA